ACUGGAAAGAACCUCGUGUUUUUGUAAAACCCCCUUUUCAUCCAGCUCCGCCUCCAGCUUCUGCAGAAACCAGCAAAACCCUACUCAUGGAGGACGUCUGCGAAGGAAAGGAUUACUCUUUCCCUUUGGAAGAGGAGAAAAUCAUAUCUUUCUGGUCUCAGAUCGACGCCUUUAAGACCCAACUCAAGCGCACUGAGAACUGUCCCGAGUACAUCUUCUACGAUGGUCCUCCCUUCGCCACCGGCCUUCCCCACUACGGUCACAUUCUCGCUGGCACCAUCAAGGACAUUGUCACUCGGUACCAGACCAUGACUGGCCACCACGUUACCCGUCGAUUCGGCUGGGACUGUCACGGCCUGCCAGUCGAGAACGAGAUCGACAAGGCACUAGGAAUUAAGCAGAGGGACGAAAUCCUCAAGAUGGGCAUUGAUAAGUACAAUGAGGAGUGCAGAAGUAUUGUUACUAGAUAUGUUGAGGAGUGGGAGACAAUUGUCACGAGGACUGGACGAUGGAUUGAUUUCAAGAAUGAUUACAAGACUAUGGAUUUGAAGUUCAUGGAGAGCGUCUGGUGGGUUUUUGCUCAACUUUAUGAGAAGGGACUUGUAUAUAGAGGAUUCAAGGUCAUGCCAUACAGUACCGGUUGUAAAACGCCUCUGUCUAAUUUUGAAGCUGGGGAUAACUAUAAGCUUGUGUCUGACCCUGAAAUAAUGGUGACCUUUCCCAUUGUUGGUGAUCCUGAUAAGGCUGCCUUCGUGGCUUGGACAACAACUCCGUGGACCCUUCCUAGUAAUCUUGCUCUCUGUGUCAAUGCAAAUUUUACUUAUGUGAAGGUUCGCAACAAGCACUCUGGAAAAAUUUAUGUGCUUGCUGAGUCUCGGUUGUCGGGUCUUCCUACUGAGAAGCCAAAAUUGAGUGUUACUAAUGGGCCUUCUGGUGAUUCCAAGAAAUCUAAAACCAAGGGUUUGUCUGGCGAAAAGACACAAAAUCCUGCAGAUUCAUUUGACAUCUUGGAAAAAUUUUCUGGGGCUUCAUUGGUGGGAAAGAAGUAUGAACCAUUGUUUGAAUAUUUCCGGGAGUUCUCUGAUGAUGCCUUCAAGGUCAUUGCUGACAAUUAUGUCACUGAUGACAGUGGUACUGGAAUUGUCCACUGUGCUCCAGCUUUUGGUGAAGAUGAUUAUCGGGUUUGUAUUGAAAACCAGAUAAUCAGUAAGGGAGAAAAUUUGAUUGUGGCUGUUGAUGAUGAUGGCCUGUUUACCGGGAAAAUUACUGAUUUUAGUGGGCGGUAUGUCAAAGAUGCAGAUAAAGAUAUUAUUGAAGCAGUGAAGGCAAAAGGCAGGCUUGUUAAAUCAGGAACUUGCACACAUUCUUAUCCCUUUUGCUACAGAUCUGAUACACCUCUUAUUUAUAGAGCUGUUCCAAGCUGGUUUGUUCGGGUGGAACAGUUGAAAGAACAACUAUUAGAAAACAACAAGCAGACUUAUUGGGUACCUGAUUAUGUGAAGGAUAAACGUUUCCACAAUUGGCUGGAAAAUGCAAGAGACUGGGCAAUAAGUCGAAGUAGGUUUUGGGGCACUCCUCUUCCUAUAUGGAUUAGUGAGGAUGGAGAGGAAGUAUUAGUAAUGGAUUCUGUGGAAAAACUUCAAAGGCUUUCUGGGAAGGAGGUCUUUGAUCUCCAUCGUCACCAUAUUGAUCAUAUUGAAAUCCCUUCCAGCAGGGGUACUCAGUUCGGCAUGCUUCGGCGUGUUGAGGAUGUAUUUGAUUGCUGGUUUGAAAGUGGUUCAAUGCCAUAUGCUUACAUCCAUUAUCCUUUUGAGAAUGCUGAACUUUUUGAGAAAAAUUUUCCUGGGCAUUUUGUGGCUGAGGGGCUAGAUCAAACUCGUGGAUGGUUCUAUACACUUAUGGUAUUGUCAACUGCUUUAUUUGGAAAGCCUGCAUUUAGGAAUCUCAUUUGCAAUGGACUUGUCCUUGCUGAGGAUGGAAAAAAGAUGAGUAAAAGAUUGAAAAAUUAUCCCUCACCAGUCGAAGUCAUUAAUGAUUAUGGAGCGGAUGCUUUGCGAUUAUACCUUAUAAGCUCUCCAGUUGUUCGAGCAGAGACACUCCGUUUCAAAAAGGAUGGAGUUUUUGCAGUUGUUAAAGAUGUCUUCCUUCCAUGGUAUAAUGCAUAUAGAUUCCUUGUUCAGAAUGCAAAGAGGCUCGAAAUUGAGGGUUGUGCACCUUUUGCUCCUACUGAUCUAGCCACCUUAAAGUUGUCUAAUGUACUUGACCAAUGGAUACAAUCAGCAACUGGAAGUCUUGUUCAUUUUGUCCGCCAAGAAAUGGAUGGAUAUCGACUUUACACGGUGGUGCCUUACCUACUAAAGUUUCUUGACAACCUUACAAAUGUAUAUGUAAGAUUCAAUCGUAAGAGACUAAAAGGACGCACAGGAGAGGAAGACUGCCGCACAGCUCUCUCCACUCUUUACAAUGUGCUACUAACUUCAUGCAAGGUUAUGGCUCCUUUUACACCGUUCUUCACUGAGGUUCUUUAUCAAAACAUGCGAAAAGGUUGUGAUGGGUCUGAGGAAAGCAUUCACUACUGUAGUUUUCCUCAAGAAGAAGGAAAGAGGGGAGAAAGGAUUGAAGAAAGUGUUGCGAGAAUGAUGACAAUUAUUGAUCUUGGGCGCAAUAUUCGAGAGCGUCACAACAAACCUCUCAAAACACCUCUCAGGGAGAUGGUAGUUGUUCACCCAGAUUCAGACUUCCUUGAGGAUAUAGCUGGAAAGCUGAGAGAGUAUGUUUUGGAGGAACUCAAUGUAAGAGUUCUUGUUGCAUGCAAUGAUGCUUUGAAGUAUGCUUCAUUACGUGCUGAACCUGAUUAUAGUGUAUUGGGCAAGCGUCUGGGAAAAUCUAUGGGUGUUGUGGCCAAGGAGGUCAAAGCAAUGUCUCAGGAGGAUAUCUUAGCUUUUGAAAAAGCUGGAGAAGUAACAAUUGCUGGUCACUGUCUAAAGCUGACCGACAUUAAGGUGGUUCGGGAUUUUAAACGUCCUGAUGGUAUGACAGAUAAAGAGAUUGAUGCUGCUGGAGAUGGGGACGUGUUGUUGGUUUUGGAUUUGCAUGCUGAUGAGUCAUUGUUUGAAGCUGGUGUUGCACGUGAGGUUGUUAAUAGAAUUCAGAAGUUACGGAAGAAAGCUGGCCUUGAACCAACAGAUUUGGUGGAGGUUUACUUUGAGUCCUUGGAUGAAGAUAAGUCAGCCAUACAACAAGUUUUGAACACACAAGAAAACUACAUCAAGGAUGCAAUUGGAUCUCCAUUGCUUUCUCAUAGUGUCAUGCCACCACACGCGGUUGUUAUUGAUGAAGAGAGCUUCCAUGGCAUCUCUAAGUUUAAUUUUAAGAUAAGUUUGGCACGACCAGCUCUGUUGUUCAAUUCGGAGGCUAUUCUUCCAUUAUAUGCAGGAAACACACAAUUUGCACGAGGCCUCCAAACUUACCUCCUUUCAAGGGACCAUUCUGCUUUGAAAUCCGAGUUUCAGCAUGGACACGGCAAGAUUAAGGUUGAUGGCAUCGAGAAUCAACCUCCUGUGGAGCUGACACUCGGAAAACAUGUAUUCUUGACAGUUGGUGACUAUUUUUCGACAGAAAGAAGUGGCUGUUAAUAUUUCAUUUUUUCAAAACCUUUUUCUUCAGGUCCUCACUGAUCGGUAAAGGAAAAUGGAGGGAUUGAUUUGUAAACUUGUUAAUUUGUAGAUGACUAUAGAGUGAGAAGAAAUUUCAUGUUGUUCAAGGAAAAAUAAUAUAAGGUUUUAUGACUUCGUCCAAGGAUUGUAACAUUCUCCCUUUUUAGCUGUUCUUGAACCCUCAACCUGAACUAGAAAGAACUCUUCUUCGUCUUCAUAAUGGAAGUUUUGGAAUCAGUCCAAGGAUUUUGAACAUUUGUAGGUCUGCAUCAAGUAAAGGCGAAAUUUAUUAUACUUAACAGACCCAAAUGCUCAAAAUUAUAAGUUUCUCCCACAUUUUGUCACUACAUUUCCCAGCCAUAAGAAAAGAGUGCGAUUGUAACGGGUAUCAUAGGUUCAAGCAGGAUGUGAGGAUGAGAGAAAGAUGAUACCGACUCCAUGGGAGAAGGGAUCGAGAACGGGAGCAUCGUAGAUGGACUUGAUUUCUUCAUGCGUCCAAUCAUUUCUCGGACCUUCCCGAAUACCUUCUUUCGGCUUCAAUUGCUGCAGCUGAAACAGCAGGGUAGAAACAAGACGCUGGUAGCAGAGUCGAGGCUGUUCGCUGGUUUCGACGAAGGAUUGAUCGGAGAGACAGCAUUUUGUUUGAGUUCUCUUUUCUCGAUCGGAGUUAUCCGGGGAAACCAACGAAGCCUUUUCCGACACUGAAAUUGAAAUUG
This is a messenger RNA of Rubroshorea leprosula, 4372 nucleotides long. The record is from the annotation of a GenBank genome assembly. Lineage: Eukaryota; Viridiplantae; Streptophyta; Magnoliopsida; Malvales; Dipterocarpaceae.